AUGUACGCACUCUUGCAUGCGGCCGCGUCCGAGCUAACCACUCCGCGUGACGAGGUCGGAUUUCCCGAUCCAAAGUGUGAUUAUGAUGAAGCCAAUGGAAUAUGCUGUGUUCCGCUGACGCAGCCUGUAACGACCAAUAUUCUCCUCUUACGUGGCAACUAUUCCACCAUAACCGUAGCUGUUUUUGGAAUGCCCUGCCUUCUACCCCUUCAGCAAUCGGGAAUAGCCGUGCCGAACUUUUCAGUUCCUCCUCCACCCCUAGUUUCCAACAGUUCCGCAUUUCCAGUUUUUUCAGUCUUAGGCUCUGUGGGGAAUAUUCAGACGCCUUCGCCUCAAUUAACACGGGUUCCGAGUUCUCAAAACUGGCCCACUCAUGCCAGCGCAUUGCCAACCCUAGAUAAGCCUUCUGUUUUGAAUUCAGCCAGCAAGAUCAAUGCAUCAGAUGCAUUGUCAGUUCCGGAGGAAACAUCCGCUAAAACCUCAAGUGAAGCGCUUCCUGCUAGCGAAGACAACGGGGACCAGGAAAAAAUUGUUGAUGGUGUGUCAUCCACUGAUGAGCUUCUUUUUGACAACGAAGAGGCAGAAUCUAAUUCCGCUGUAAACGCUCAACUGUUGGGUCCAGGUGACCCACUUUUGAAGUCCAGCCAUUGGCGGUUUGAUCCCUUUGCUCUAGCCGACCUUUCUGAUGAGUCCCUGCCUGCAGUAAAUCGACGAAGACUUCCCAGUCCUACCUUGACACUUUUUGAGGUUCAUAGGUGGCUCCUUUCAACCGAAUCAUCAGAUCUCGAAGAGGAGGGUAGAGAAGAGGAUAAAAAUCCCACCUAUUCUUCUCUGUUGACGCCACCACCCCCUGACAGAAACACUUCGAAGCAGGAUGCAGAUCGUCUUCUCAAGGCAUGCAAUACGUUUGGCAUUGAGGCGGAGAAAUUAGAGGCUGAGUGGUUAAACAGUGUCGAGGAGCUAAUUCCUUCUCUACCAUCGAGUUUGGCCUACCUCUCUCUUUACAAACCAGAAGCAUACGAAUUCGCUUCUAGCUGCCUGAUCGUCUGGGUUCGCGCCGGCCUCCAGCUAGACAGCGCUCUCCGUCAACCCGACUCCGUGGACAUUCUACGUCACCUUCGCGUUGGCGUGGAGUUGGUCGGCGUCCUGCUCUCCACAACGUGCGAGGCACUGGGAGCUCGCCUCCUCCAAUCGACUCUCUCCCCCAGCACCUCCUCUGGUUUCCACGUUCAGCACAUGUUGAUGGAUCUGCUCGAAUCUCCGCUCAUCUCCACUCCCCUCCGACUGCAAGUGGUGGGUGCGUUGGAGCGAAGUUUGAGUGCAGGGAUGAUCGGAUUCAAUGCAUUUGUGGGCCAGGAGAGAGGGGUCGGAGAUGUCGGGGAUGGGGAACGAGCGUCGACCCCCUAUGAGAGGUCCGUUCCCGUGGCUCUAGCGUGCAAUCGUGUCCUGGCAAAGAAGUCGACGGCCGGGGAGGCUUCACUGCAAGAGGAGGUGGGGAAGGAGUACGCCUUACAAAUGCACCUCGCCACCAUUUCUCGUACGAUCACCGACCCUGAAUCUGUCCUCUCACCUCUACCGAAGGACGCACCAAAAUUGAAGUCACUCAAGUCACUCAUUGACCCCUCUCCAGUGCUCUACAGGCUUCUAGACUCAAUUCAUUUUCUCGAUCACCUCAUCUGGCUACUGAGCCAGACACCUCGUCGACCGGUGUGCCCAACUGCUGUCGCUGACGCCGCUCGGCGGACCCUCGCAGCCCUCCUGAGCACCCCUGCAGGCCUCCUAUUCCUCGCCUCGACACCUGCCUCGGCUGGCCAAAUCCUUCGCGCCCAUUUGCGGCAGCAGCGGCGGGGACAACGACGACUGGGCCUUGAAAUGGCUACCAAGAUGGAGGCACUCAGUUGCAUUGAUACCCUCAUUGCGAUUACGAGGCGUAAAGGUGAAACAGGCUGUCAGCGGUAUAUGAUGGAAGCGGCAACGUCAGAGGCAGCGAACAGUGAGGCCGAUCCACUGUACUCCGCCCUUUUUGCACUAGCCCGUCUCUUCCUCACGCCUACCUUUGCACCUUGGGCUGCUGAGGUAGUGUCCGCUGAAGGCGGAGAUUUUUUCGUCCCCUAUCUCAUGCUUCUCGAGGCUGCACAUCGACAUUCCUCCACUGCUGCUACUACCACUUGUGCCACAGGCGUGGCUGCGACUACGGUGGAAGAGAGUGAACAAGGCAAAUCGGAAACUGAAUCCAAAUCGGAGUCAUCACAACAACAAAAUCAGGAUCAGGGUGAACAUGGACGACCGUGUGAGGCCCUGCUCUCGCGUCUGGGCUUCUCAAGCGACCGAAUGGAGAUUGAUAGUCUCCUUUCCAUCAUCACCAUAGGAGUGCUACGCCACGCCUCUGAUGUGCGCUACCUGGAACGAUUUGCGCCCCGCCUUCUGCGCAUUGUACAGCCAACCACAUGGGAAGAGCGCCUUUCCAGUCUAUCACCCUCUGAGCUCUUCUCCCACCAACGCACUUUUUCCGAAGCUGGCGCUCCCUGGCUCUUCUGGCUGCGCGAAGCUUCCAGCCCCACCCUCAUCACCUCUCCCACCGAGCUCUUCACUUGGUACGCGGAUCAGCUAAGUCCUCUCGUCGAAGUGUGUGAAGACAGUCUAACUGCCCCUCCACCCGCUCUUCUCCUUCUCCUUCGCCUCCUCCGCUCUGCUCUCACUGACAGCGGCGCCAGAGCCAUCGAUAUCGAGUUUAGUGUGAUUGAGCUCUACGCUCGAGGUGGUCUUGCCAGCCUUUCCACCCUUGUUGACUGUACCGCCGACCACCUCCUUCUUCAGCAGUCAAACUCUCGAGGCUUUUGUCGAGGUCCUGCUGAGACGAUUGCCGCUGAUAUGAUGGCGGAGGGCGUGGCAAUUCUCGCGCACCUGGUUGUCGCGUUGGCGGAAGCAGUUGAGGAGGACUUCCGAGAUAGGACGCCAGUGAAGGCUGUCUGUAGAGCUUAUGCUGCUGCUUCUGUGGUGCCUAACCGAUUGGGUGAAAAGAUUCGAAGGAAUGUUCUUCGGUGCAUUUCUGCCUACUCUCUGGCGAGUCAGGAUAUGGAGACAUCAGAGGGCACUGAAAAGGACCUCUGGUCGUUGGUGUGCCGGGAACUCUUCGCUUUCACCAUUUCCUCGCCAUCCUUUUUCCUUCCGGGUCUACAGCUUCUGCUGGAUAUGCUUCCACUGUCGUUGCCGGUGGAGACUCUGAAGGGUCUCUCAUCGUCGGAGCGACAAGCUGUGAUCACCACCCGUGAUUGGUGGUGCCAGCGCCUGACCUGUGACCUUGCAGUGGAGAUAUGCGGCCUUGUCGAAGUGCUCAGUACAAGUCUCCCCGGCGGAGCGCUUUGGCGACGUCUGACGGUCUUUGUGGACCGUAUUACAUCCCUCGGCUCCUCCACUCUACCCCAGAUGCUUGCCGUGUCUGCCGCGGAGACCCUUCUCGAAGUCUACCAAGCUACCAAUGCUGAAGUCGGCAGUGGAGGUGGUUUUGGUGAUGAUGUCCAACAUCAGGAGGCGCCUGAUUCAACAACUACGAUGGUAGCUACGGUGGGAGCUUCUUGUGCAGUGGACUUCAACCUUCCCCUAGCCAUUAAGACGCUAACCUCGGGCAGCAAGUUAGUGCUGGGUGCUCAGCAGCCACCAACCCUGCCAGAUCAGCCUGUCCCCACGUCACAACCUUCGCUACCUCCAUCGUCAGCAGCAGCAGUUAACGAAGAAAUUGUCGCCUUCGGCAAAGUUGUGGAUGUCUCUGAAGUUCUACACGCUCUCUCCCUCCUCCACUUUAUCCUGCAACAGCCGAUUUGCAAGCAGGCUUUUCUCGAUCUUAUUCGGAAAGACUUCUCGUCGACAUCGACACCUCGGCUCUCCAGAAGCCACCGCCUUCUGCUCAUCUUUUCGAGCAUUUUGGAAGGAGUCCAUCCACCUGAGUCCCAAUGCCACUUGGAAGCGCAGGCGAAGGUCAUUGAGUGCGUCAACUGUCUGUUGGACACUAGUAUAGGUCUGAAGGGGAACUGUGACCCUUCUGACCCUCUCUUUGAUCUUGCCAAUUAUCUGCCCCCAACUGAGUGGCUGAGUGACCUUGUUGCCUGUCUGCUGACUCAUCUUCAUCCUUCUGAAAGGGCUUCUACGCCAUCGGCAGCCCAGGUCCUAUGCAUUCUUCAUCGUCUUGCUCUUCAUGAUUUUGGAUUUGCAGUUAUUCAAAGACACCUCUGCCAGAAGCAGCACGAGCGCGUGCUCGCAAAUCUACUGCAGGGUCUUAUCGAUCGCUUCAGCACCGAGUGCCGCGCCACCCUGGGUGCCUUUCUCCUCCUUACCAGCGCUCUCCUCGCCGACCCAAUCUUUGCGGAGGAGGCGGUUUUAGCUGCUGGAGCUGUCGCCCAGUCUACCUCCACCACGGGGCUAGCAGAGCGCCAAUUACGCCUCUCCACAUUGCAGUUGAGGCAGCUGCUCAGUUGGAGCGGUGGUAGGUCGGAGAAUUUGGUGAAGGAGGUGGCUUCUGGACUGGACAUCGCAAUGUCAGGCGCCACAGAGGCAGAUUCCUCUACUUUCCGUUCUCUUCGCGAUGGCGUGAAGAGUCUAAUGCAUCUGCUAGCUGGUCCGGAGGACAUUUCCACCGACGCCGACGUCGCUGCCAAUUUCGACACUGUCCAGCCUCUCUCUAUUCCCCUUCUCCCCACCCCCUUGACCCUCGCGGAACUCUACAGCCACCACAACAACCUCCUUUUUGAUCGUCCAGUGAAAGACCUAUCCCAUCUUCUAGCUGCUCGCCGUAGCCUCCACGAUGUCCUCCUUCCUUCGUUCCACUCCACUGCCAUCGAUUCUCCUCAGAGUCACUCCCAUACCAUCAACUUGCUCGAUUACGCCAGCCACGUCUGUCCAGGUGUAGAUUUGAGGGCAGAGAUGGCAGCGCUGAGCAGUACCAGACGUCGCAGGCGAGAUAUGGAAGAUUCUGAGGCCAUGAUUCAUCACAAGAGACGCAGAAAGGGCCAGGCCUCCGAUAUCAUUCAGACGGGCCGAUCGGCCAAGAAAUACGUUGCUCCAAUGCGUGGCCGAGGCUUCACCAUUCGUCAGUCAACCCAAUCCUCUAGUGGAGGCGGAAGUGGCGGUGGUAGCGCUAACGUUGGUGGUAGCGUUAGUGGCGGAACUGGUGGUUCCAGCCUUCUGGGUGUAGGUGUGACUACCAGUGGUGGUAUCGGUGGACGCACAGACGUCUUCCGAUCUCGACCCCAGAAUACCAGCCGGCCGCCUAGUCUGCAUGUGGACGACUUUAACAAGUUGGAGAAGGAUGAGGGGAAUGCUGGCUCAGGAACCGUCCAUGAGCUACCCUUUGGCCGUGACAGCGGCGGACUUCGUGGGAUUCGUGAAUCCACCUCGUUUAGAGGUGGACGAGGUGGUGGGAUGGUGGGUAGUCAGAGAGUCCUCUCCACUCUGCCCUUUGUUGGACCCACUCCCGUGACCUGUGGUAUUCUUCCAUCACCGGUGGUUCCGCUGCAGUCCUGGCCUACCAACCAAUCACUCAACCAUCAUCUCCUGACCCUCACAAACCCGACGGUGCCGAACCGUUCAGCGAGUGGAAAUAUGCCACCUCCGCGUAUCGAUUAA
Molecule: messenger RNA, 5619 nt
Organism: Echinococcus granulosus
Lineage: Eukaryota; Metazoa; Platyhelminthes; Cestoda; Cyclophyllidea; Taeniidae
Exons: 26
Coding region: 1-5619 (1872 amino acids)
Cellular component (GO): RNA N6-methyladenosine methyltransferase complex
Molecular function (GO): RNA binding
Source: RefSeq, a predicted model, not a curated record